GCCCGGCGGAAAGAGGCUUCCGGAUGCGCGGCGAGGCUGAUGCAACCUCCCUGGAGUGAUAGCAUUGGGAUGUUCCACCUGGGUGAGAGGUAGAAAAGCCACCAGCAAUUAGGACAACGCUGGAAUCCCUGUUGAAGUCUGCAGCCUCUCCAGGAGGAUGGACACCCUGAGGAACCGGACGGUGGAGGAGCUCCAGGAGCUGCAGGAGAACGCUGAGGAGAUCGAGCGCCUGGCCCUGGAGUCCCAGGAGGUUCAGGAGCUGCAGCUGGAAAGGGAGAUGGCCCUGGCUGCCAACAGGAGCUUGGCUGAGCAGAACCUGAAGUUCCAGGCGCCGCUGGAGGCAGGACGCUCCGACCUCUCCAACAAGUAUGAGGAGCUGCAGAAGCUGGCUGAGAGGUGCAAAGAGCAGAAGGCCAAGCUGGAGAAGUUUUCAGCAGCACUGCGUCCUCAGACCUUGCUGGAUCUGCUCCAGGUGGAAAGCCAGAAAAUUGAAGAGGAGUCUGAGAAAAUGGCUGAGAAGUUCCUGGAGGGUGAGGUGACCCUGGAGACCUUUCUGGAGCAGUUCUCCCUCAUGAGGAAGCUUUCCCACCUGCGCCGGGUCCGAGUGGAGAAGCUGCAGGAGGUCCUGAGGAAGUCGGAGGGAUCGCAGGAGCCUGUGAGGGACUCACAACCACCUCCUCCUCCUCCUCCUCCUGCCAUACCUGGACCCAGCGACCCCCCACAACCACAGCCCUUCCCUCUGCCCUACAGCCCAGCCCCAAACCUGCCAGCAGGCCCCACAGCCCAUGGAGCUCUGCCUGCUGCUCCUUUCUCCGGCUCCCCGGUCGCCGUGGGACACGUCGCCUCCUCCCAGCCCAGCCCCCAGCCCUCCUUUCCCUACAAACCUCCCCCAGCUGCUGGGUACCCUCCAGCACAGGCUGCUGACUAUCCCAAACCCCCCUCAGGAGGCUCAUCUUCAGCUCCAGUCUAUGCCUGGUCUCCAUCCAGGGGCCCACCUCCCCCCUCCCCCUUUCCUGCCCCUUCUCCUCCACCACCCAGACCUGUCUACCCUCCCUACUACCCCCCUGGGGCAGCAAGACCUCAGUGCCCCUACCCAACCCAACCCCCUCUUCCUAAUUUCCCAAUCCCCUCACAACCUCCUUACCCUCCUGGACACCCCCAACCCUUUGGGUACCCUCCACCUCCAAACCCUCAACGUCCUCCUUGGCCUGGCUACUAAAUCCAGCCCCCUGGGGGAGCAUCCUCCACUGCUCCCUCCACGUUGUGUGGACUGAGGAAGAAGAGCUUCACUCUUCCACCCAUCAGAGCAGAAGCAUUAAGCAGGAGAAGAGAGUGAGUGGCUCUGGGGGUGGUUGGAGAGGCUGCUGUGUCCCCCACCAUGGGCUCUGACUCUUUGGAGUUGUGUUUGGGAUGAUGGCUCAUGGGCUGAAGUGGCCCAGAUGGGCUCACCCAGGCUCUGGGGUGAUAGCCAGGAACCUGGGAACGACUUGCACUGCUGGCA
Messenger RNA from Indicator indicator, 1501 nucleotides. RefSeq names its product VPS37C subunit of ESCRT-I (gene VPS37C). The record is from RefSeq and is a predicted model, not a curated record. NCBI's taxonomy places the organism in Eukaryota, Metazoa, Chordata, Aves, Piciformes, Indicatoridae. Bases 158 to 1219 code for a protein of 353 amino acids. The transcript is spliced from 6 exons. Gene Ontology annotation, cellular component: ESCRT I complex. Gene Ontology annotation, biological process: protein targeting to membrane; ubiquitin-dependent protein catabolic process via the multivesicular body sorting pathway; protein targeting to vacuole.